UAGUACAUGGACUGCUCCACGAACGAGUCAUCUUUGUGAGGAGCUUUGGCCGUGGGUUGCAAAGCAUUUACUUCCCCUUGUUAAUAAGGAAAUAGUGUGACGUCCACUGGAGAUUAUUUAGGCCUAUGGAAAUCUUCUCGCCGACUCGCGGCAAAAAGAUUGGGACGGAUGUUCGGUAGAAAAAGUAACGGUCGGCGCUUCCCAAAAAGGAAGCUGGAAGACGAUCUAGAAGCUACAGCAUCAGCAUCAUUGCAACAUGGAGAGUGGAAACGUUGUAUGGAAGGAUUCUCAACAGGCCUUGACAAGACAGACACUGGGCAGCGUAACACAAAGAAACCCUGCACACAACGAACAUCCAAAUGCCAAGGCUUUCUGGAGUCGAGUUUUGACCAUCUCACUGAGCUAGCAUCUGAUGCAUCGGGGCAGGAUAUAAAAGAUGCUGAACUCAUAUCUUGGUCCUCAAGUGAAAGUGACGAUUUUGAAACCAGUAUCAAAUCUGAUGUGCAGGUUAGAAAAUCAAAAACCAGCAACAGUAGCACUCCCAGCAGGUCAAGAGAAGGCAAACCUUCAACAAAAAAGAAAACAUUUCCUAAAGCAGGCAAACUAGAGCUGAGGAGGAUAUCUCCAGAUUUUGAUGUUCAUGAAUUGUAUGAGUCUGAUGGAGACAUCGACACAAUCUCCAGCAGCUCGGAGGAGGAGGAGGAGGGGAUGAAGGAUGGGACUGAGGAGGACAAAAAGCCAUGUGUUAAACUGGCGGAUAUACCCAGACAGACUUCCCCAUUGAAGAAAUCACACAUCUAUCCUGCCAGUGUGGCACUCCCCGACUCUCCAGCGAUCCUGACAUACCAGUCCAGCCAGGCCUCCAGCUCCACCUCCCCCACCACCACCUCGGGGCUGAAGGCCAGUGACUGGGUGAAGGCCAUGGACUGGCAGACUCCGGUCAAGGCCAGCAGCAGCCAGGAGGAUGAGGAACACCAGCCAGACCCAGACUCUGCCAAGAAGAAGAAAAAAUAUCACAAAGGUGGCCUGGCAGAGCAGCUGGCACGGGUCCAGGCGAGGGAGAGGUCAGCAGUCAGGAUGUGGGAACAUCAACAUGCUGACCACACAGAUCCAUCCAAAGCUCUCCUGGUGCGGGUUUUGAGCUUUGAAGUUCUCUUCUCCCUGCAACUUGCUCGUUGUGAAGUGGCUGAUAUUGUUGAUGAGGGAGGUGAAAGUAGCAGCCCAGAUGGUAAUGACAAUAGAUGGAAGAGCCAGUUGAUCCUGUUCUCCAAGCAGAUGAUGGAUAAGCUGCAGAUAGAUGCUGGGUCAAUGGUCACAAUACACCCUCCAUGGCAACAACUACAGUUAGCCAGUCAGAACCAGACAGUCCUUCUGUGCACUCAUUACACAAGAGUUGUCUCCCCUGCUGGUCAACAAAAAUGGCAGGGAAAGCCCUCAAAUCUGAUUAAAACAGAUGUGAUAGCUACAUGGGAUUGCCCAUGCACCAAUGAUGCCAGUGUGUCUCCUGCUAGUUGCCCUGUGAAGCAGUUCCCAUACCUGCCUUCAUCACUACAGGCCACUGAUGUGAGCGGCACACAGAACACAGGUCAUCCUGUUAGCCAGCCUGGUUUCCUCCAGACGGUGACGAGGUCCCGGUUGCCGGUUGUCCCGGUGUGUGACUCUCUGUUAGAGAGCAUUCAGAGGACGGGGCCUGGCCACAGCCUCACCUUCCGUGCUGUCAUACAGAGGGUGUUUUUCACAUCAACAGCCAGAUGUUCCUUGUUAGUGGAGGACAGUCAUGGCACAAUGGCCGUCGUACAGAUGGGAGACAACUCUGGUCAGGAUGAGGUGACUCAAGCCGAGGGUCAUGCAUGUAGUUUCACAGGGCUCAGGGUUCUUACCAGAUCCAACAAAGAGAGGAAUGCGGCACUGUUCAGUGUGCUGGAAGGUGCGUGGUCAGGUCACAGGACCACUGUCUCUAGCCAGGAAAGUCAUGAGGAAGAACAGACAAGCAGCACUACGAGACACGUGACUAGCCCUGGGUUCUGCUACAUCCUGUCCCUGUCCGAGGAAUCCCCGCUCUCCAUCACUGUGUCCCCACAGCUGGCACCCAGCUACACAGAACCACACUACCACACACUGGCUGGAGCGUGUCAGAUGGCCAUGGACAAGAGAGUGUCAUUCGUUGCCAGAGUAAUUCACAGGAGACAGUUACAGGACACGUCCAAACCAGACAUAAAUGAAAGCUGGUAUGUGACAGACAGCAGUCUACCAUCAUCAUACGCUGUGCUCACAUUGUCACCGGACUGUCACAUCCCAGCAUUAGCAGGGUGUUCAGCUGUCUUCACAGAUACCUGUGUGUCCAGUGGUUGUUUUCACUGUGAUGCUUACACUCGGAUAGUGGAAGAAGUGCCUGUCCAGAUUGAAGACAGCUCGGUCAGAGAAACACUCAGCAGGCUGGACUCGCUAUCAGUGUCCCUCCCAGAAAUAACAGCCAGAGUUAGGCCAUGGAGCCUUGUGUCUGUACAAGGUACAGUAGGCAGUGUGGAUGAGGAUGCAGCCUACAGCUGGGAGGAAUGUGAUGGGUGUGGCAGUGACCGGCUUGUGGAGGACCGAGAGAGACCAGGAGCAUCUAAAUGUGUGAGCUGUCACAGACAAGUUACCUCCCCUGUCACAAGAAUGAAGUUGGAGGUGUACUUGCAUUCCAACAAUUUCAAGGGAUCUGUCAUCAGAGUAGAUCUCCAGCAGGCCACCAUAGAGAAGCUGCUGCCAUCAGAGGGACACACAGAUGAGGGCUGUGAUAUUGACAGUAUAUUGAACAAGGAAGUGGGACCACUGCACUGCAUUGUCAAGUCCAUCACAAGUGAAACUGACAACACAGAAAUAUUCCUGCAACAGAUCACAUGACCGGAGCGUUUGAACAAUGAGAUUUAAACAAUACCAUAACCAUUUGGCGUCCGACAAGCUUCUUCACCCUGGGAACUGGAUUGUGGUCCAGGGAUUUGUGUAUUGACAUAAGUGAGUGUACAUUAAGUACAACAAACUGUAUGAACUGAAGUUGUCAUUUUCCAGAGGCAAGAGUGUCCACUAGCCUAGCAGUAGAUAGUUAGAUUAAUGGCUUAUUCAAGUUUUUGUGACAAAUGUUUGUCAUCGAAAUGGAAAUGCUCUUUGUGCUGGAUUUUCAAAUUUCCAAGAAUUGUUGUUGAAGAUUUUCAAGGUGUAUAAAACAGAAAGUGAUUGCAUUGAUUCACCUGAUCUACACAGCUGAGUCAUAAGAACAAGACAUGUGAUUUCUCUAUCUGUGACGUUCAUUGAAAAGUGCAUGGAUGUAACAACAAAGUACACAGCCUGUUCAGAUGAGAGUUUCAGUACAUACCCGGUACACAGAUCGCAUUUACUCUAAUUAGCCAUGUAAGUUUUGAGAACUGAUCUGGUAGUCCAAGUAUUGUUAUCUGUUUUGGUAUGUUACUGUGUUACCUCAGGGGUUAAGCAUACUGCAUAAUAUAAGAAAGCUACGCUAUAAAUUGAAGAAUGAAGCAUGGUAUAUUUCAUGAUAAAACAUUGUUCUAUCAUUACGUCAUUUCUGGAGAUUGGAACAACACUCGCAACUUUAUGACGUUGUAAAUAGGACAAUAUUUUUUAGAUGGAAGUGUCUAUUGACACCCAUAGUGAUGAUUGCACCCAAAGAUGGAGUUGUCCAACAUUGCCAAGGUCAGAUUGUAUUCGGUGAGUCAUCAUUUUUUAAAUACGGGUAAAUGUUUUUAAAGCUUGUACAAUUUAUUGACAUCCUUAAAAAGGCUCUACAAAAUGUUGAUGUCUCAUAUAAGAAAUAAACGACUCGUGGUCGUUGUUUAUUGCACCAUAAAACACUGCAGGAAGAAAAAAGCACACGGGCUGCGCCCUUCAUGGUUUAUUCUCCCUGCAGUGUUUUAUGGUAUAAGUAAUGACCAUGAGUCAUUUAUUGCUUAUAUAAUGACACACAUACACUUUCUUAGAAUGUUUGGCUAGAAGAUGAUCUCCUUGCAUUGAGUACUUCCCAACUGACAGAGCUCUUGUUUUGAUUCUGAAGGUCAGUUUGAAAUACAAAAAGCAAUCUAAAGCUUGUCAAAUCUGGAGAAUGUAAUCAUGUACAAGCAAAGAGGACUAUUUGCUUCUACAUGUAUAUACAGAAAUAUGGCAAAAUGUUUAUCUUAUGUCUUCAAUACUGGCUAUCCUCAUGUUGUUAAAGCUAUCCCUUCAGUAAAAAGAGGUGUUUUAAUAUUGAACUUUCAUAUGCCAAUAUCCGACAGCUAAUAUUUAUUUGUUGGAAUUGUUGGUUAUUUCAUCAUAUAAGAUAUAAGACUUCUUAUUACAAGGCUACCUUGCCACAUUACCAAAGCUUACCAGGAACUCGUUAGACAAUCAUAACCACUUUCUUCUAUUUUUGCAAUCCCUGCUUCAAUUGUUUUUUUUAGUAUAUGUAUUCAUACAUAUUGUAUAUGUAUAACUGGCUUCAGUCUUCCCUGUGUCUACAGAUCUGGUUCAUAAUUUGUUAUUCCAUAAUGCCAUGGCCGCAGUGGUCUGUUUGAGAUAGUUUUCUGAAAGGUCUAUGGGACUUGUGGUUAAUAUAAAUAUGGCCUUAUAGGUAACUGAAUCGAAAGUAUGUACAUUUUUAAUUUUGUCAACAAUUGCUUAUAACAUGUCACGAUUGGUCUUGUAGUUCUUAAAAUUCUCAACAGUU
Messenger RNA from Haliotis rufescens (red abalone), 4699 nucleotides. Its product is annotated as DNA repair-scaffolding protein-like. Gene Ontology annotation, biological process: regulation of establishment of protein localization to chromosome; double-strand break repair via homologous recombination. The transcript is spliced from 21 exons. Gene Ontology annotation, cellular component: nuclear chromosome; nucleoplasm. The record is from RefSeq and is a predicted model, not a curated record. The coding region runs from base 169 to 2886 and encodes 905 amino acids. NCBI's taxonomy places the organism in Eukaryota, Metazoa, Mollusca, Gastropoda, Lepetellida, Haliotidae.